Molecule: messenger RNA, 249 nt
Organism: Plasmopara halstedii
Lineage: Eukaryota; Oomycota; Peronosporomycetes; Peronosporales; Peronosporaceae
Exons: 2
Coding region: 1-249 (82 amino acids)
Source: RefSeq, a predicted model, not a curated record
AUGUGGUCGAUGCUUGGUUCUGCUGAGAUAGUUUUGGAUGGUUGUGGAGCUUGUCGAAAUAAAUUUCUACUAGCAAGCCCGAGCACGUGCACAGUUCCAGAUGAUGAGCUCCAUACUCUUCUUAGCAUCGCGACAACAUUCGCGCUUCUGGCAACUAUUGUCGACCAGAUAUGUCAAACGAUGCGGGUUGAUCGGUUUGCGUGCUACUCGAUUGCUACCACUCCGUUGUUAAUUGCGAUGGGCUCGUGA